GCGACCAAAAACAGGGGAAGGCCGGUGGUGAAGGCAGGUUUGGGCUGCUGCAUCUGUUUAAAGAACCUCAUUAACGACAGUAGCUGUGCUGACAAUACCACUACACUCCCUUCAUGGUAAUGCCCAUCUGUGCUAACAACGGCAUUGAAUAGAGAUGUGAGAUCGUGUACGAUCGCCGGUUACACGUCUUCCAAUGAUCAGUAUUGAGUUUGAACUUUUUCGGCGGAGGUCACGACACGUCUAUAACAUAUAUUUUAGAAUUAAGGAUAGUACCUUGACUCACCAUGCGCUCCGGAUACCGCUUAGUGAUAAUCGUGAGCCUUUUUAUGGUGAUAAUCUAUAUAUUCAUCAGCGAGGUGUUCAAUGGUGGUCGUGGACAUGUUAUGCUGUUCAAACAGCUUCCAGUACGAGAAGUUCCAGCGGCUGUUCCGGAUACGGAUGAACCGAUCAUAACAACCUCGGCUGGGACGACGCUUUCCAAUUUCGUGUACACUACGAUAGGGCUUGAUCCACGAUAUCCGGUCCCACCGGGAGAUAUGGGCCGUCCGGUGGAGAAGGAACUGAAGGAUUCCGUUGUGGACAUCCUGGUGCAAGAUGGUAUACGUACGCAAGGUUUGAAUACGUACUUUUCGGAUCUGAUGUCAGUCCGCCGGAGACUGCCAGAAAUUCGUGACCGCUGGUGUCGAGAGCUGGGACGAUAUCCUGCCAACCUACCACCGACUUCGAUCGUGAUCGUGUUCUACAACGAGGUAUGGUCUGUGCUGGUGCGCUCCGUGCACUCGAUUCUCGAUCGUACGCCAGCCAAUCUCAUUCACGAAAUUGUUCUUGUGGAUGACUAUAGCUAUUUGCCACAUCUUAAGACACAGCUACAGGAGUACUUUGCGCGCUACGAAAAGGUUCGCAUUAUGCGUGCACCGAAGCGAUUAGGAUUGAUGCGGGCACGGAUGUUUGGGGCACAAAACACGACUGCUGAUCUUAUCACCUUCCUCGAUGCGCAUGUAGAAGUCACUGUUGGCUGGCUGGAGGCGCUGCUCGAUGUGGUGGCGCAAAGUUGGACCACCAUUGCGUUACCAACGAUCGAUUGGAUCGACGAGCACAACAUGAAGUACAAGGACGAUAGGGCACCGACUCUCAUCGGAGCGUACGAUUGGGAUCUUAAUUUUGUUUGGUGGCGCCGUCAGGAAAUGAAGAAAAAGUACCAAAACAAGAUGGUCCCGUUCGACACUCCAGCGAUGGCCGGUGGACUGUUCACGAUCAAUCGAACAUUCUUCGAGAAGCUCGGUUGGUACGACGAGGGUUUUGAUAUUUACGGCAUCGAAAACAUUGAACUAUCGAUGAAGAGUUGGAUGUGCGGUGGUAAAAUGGUGACCGUGCCGUGCUCUCGUAUUGGGCACAUCGCAAAGACUAGCCAUCCAUAUCUGCAAAGCGAAAAGAAGGACGUGAUACGUGCGAACUCGAUCCGUUUAGCCGAGGUGUGGAUGGAUGAAUACAAGGGUAUCAUCUACGACAUCUACGGUAUUCCGCACUAUCUGGAGGAGGAAUUCGGUUCCAUCGAAAACCGAAAGAGGAUUCGAGAGCGUGCCGGGUGUCGUAAUUUCCGUUAUUACAUCGAGAAUGCGUUCCCCGAGAUGCGCAACCCCAAAGUCAUCGGAGCAUUCCGCGGAGAGGUGCACAGUGUCGUGCUAGGAGCGGCCAGCUGUCUCGAGUUUAGGGCUUCCGAUGGUUUCCUAGGAAUGGCACCGUGUGAUGGGAAGCAACGGAACCAAUUCUGGACCCACAACUACUACGAGGAGUUGAACAGUUAUCGGUAUUGCAUCGAUUUUAGUGGCCGCGCUCUGGGAGUGUUUGUAUGCCAUCGAUCGCGCGGUAGUCAGGGCUGGCAUGUACUGGAGCACACGGGACAGAUACGGAACAUGAAGCAUCGGAAGUGUCUAGCGCUGAAUCUUCUCACGAACGUGACACUCACGAUGGAACAGUGUGACGAUAAGCGUGCUGCUCAACGUUGGACCCUCAACUAUACCCAUUAUGAUUUCACGCCGUUCCAAGCUCUACCCGGACGCUGAAAGUUGUAAAACAACUCGUUAUCGAUGUUUCAAUUCUCAAACUGAGUGACAUUUUUCGUGGGAAAUGCAUCUUAUGUAAAAAUAAAAUCGUGUUUACCUUCACAAAACAGUAAAAGCACUUAAGAUUUAAGCAUUUCUUACGUGAGAACUUUGUCUCCUUGGCGUAUUAAUGGUUUGCAGCACACAAUGUCAUCCAAUUAGUGU
This is a messenger RNA of Anopheles aquasalis, 2267 nucleotides long. RefSeq names its product putative polypeptide N-acetylgalactosaminyltransferase 9. Gene Ontology annotation, biological process: protein O-linked glycosylation. Gene Ontology annotation, cellular component: Golgi apparatus. NCBI's taxonomy places the organism in Eukaryota, Metazoa, Arthropoda, Insecta, Diptera, Culicidae. Gene Ontology annotation, molecular function: polypeptide N-acetylgalactosaminyltransferase activity. The record is from RefSeq and is a predicted model, not a curated record.